CUGGCAAAGUGUGAAGUUCCUCCUCUUUUACUGAAAUGCCUACCAGACUUCAUCACAACAGAAAGAAGCGUGGACACGUCUCAGCCGGUCACGGUCGUGUCGGUAAGCACAGAAAGCAUCCUGGUGGUCGUGGUCUUGCUGGUGGUCAACAUCAUCAUCGUAUCAACAUGGAUAAGUACCAUCCUGGUUACUUCGGUAAGGUCGGUAUGCGUCAAUUCCAUUUGAAGAACAACGUCAACUGGCGUCCUAUUGUCAAUCUCGACAAGAUCUGGACUCUUGCCGGUGAGGGUGUUCGUGAACAAUACAAGAACACUGAGAAGGUUCCCAUUAUCGAUACUCUCCAAAAGGGUUACGGUAAGGUCUUGGCCAAGGGUACCAUCUCUCAACCCGUCAUUGUCCGUGCUCGUUUCGUCUCUGCUCUCGCUGAGAAGAAGAUCAAGGCUGCCGGUGGUGUUGUUGAGCUCAUUGCUUAAAUAUACUCUAUUUAAUAUAAUGAAUAAUCCCCAAAUAAACUUGUUUUAAUAAUACAAUUACCUAUAAAUUGAAUAUUUCUUGAGCUAUAUGUUUCAUUCUUU
Messenger RNA from Mucor mucedo, 575 nucleotides. RefSeq names its product putative 60S ribosomal protein L27A. Gene Ontology annotation, molecular function: structural constituent of ribosome. NCBI's taxonomy places the organism in Eukaryota, Fungi, Mucoromycota, Mucoromycetes, Mucorales, Mucoraceae. Gene Ontology annotation, cellular component: cytosolic large ribosomal subunit; ribosome. Gene Ontology annotation, biological process: translation. The record is from RefSeq and is a predicted model, not a curated record. The transcript is spliced from 4 exons. Bases 36 to 473 code for a protein of 145 amino acids.